AUGUACGCAAUCUAUGUUAUUGCUGCAGUGGUUGUGCUAUCUGCCAUUGUAUAUUCUACAUUAAUAUUAUUUUCCCAUAAACCGAGACUACCAACACCAAGUGAAUCAUAUUACAAAACCAACGAUACUUCCAAUAAAUCAUACGAACUUGCACCAAGAAUAGAUUCAAGAAGUCCUAAAAGAGAGCCUCAAGUGGAAAUCGGUGUUGUUAUACCGUGUUACAAUGAAACCGAGAGAUUAGACAAAAUGUUAAGCGAGGCUAUCGAAUUCCUUGAGCAACGUUAUCCAAGGAACUACGAAAUUAUCAUUGUUGAUGAUGGUUCGAGCGAUGGUACUGCCGAAUACGCAAUCAAAUUGGCAAAUGAGUACAAGUUGGAACCACACACAUUGAAAGUUGUUCAAUUGUCAAAAAACAGAGGCAAAGGAGGAGCAGUCACCCACGGCAUUUUACAUACACGGGGCAAGUACGCUUUAUUUGCUGAUGCUGAUGGUGCUACUCAGUUCUCGGAUGUUGCAAAUCUCAUUAAGUACCUCGACUCGCAUCCUAAUGAGCCAGCAAUAGCCAUUGGGUCACGUGCCCACAUGGUCAACACCGAUGCAGUUGUUAAACGGUCACUUAUACGUAAUUUCCUAAUGUAUGGUCUUCAUACCUUAGUGUUUAUCUUUGGUAUUAGAAAAGUUCAUGAUACCCAAUGUGGUUUCAAAAUGUUCAAUAUAGAUGCUGUUAAGCAAAUCUUCCCACACAUGCAUACAGAACGAUGGAUUUUUGAUGUUGAAGUAUUGCUUUUGGGGCAGAUUCAGGGAAUGGAAAUGAAGGAGAUUGCUGUCAACUGGCAGGAAAUCGAUGGGUCGAAAAUUGACUUGGCCAGAGACUCAAUUGAGAUGGCUAUUGAUUUGGUCGUGACGAGAUUGGCUUACUUGUUGGGAAUAUAUAAAUUAGACGAGUGUGGUAGAGCAGGCAAAAAGAGCCAGUAG
This is a messenger RNA of Lodderomyces margitis, 975 nucleotides long. RefSeq names its product dolichyl-phosphate beta-glucosyltransferase (gene ALG5). The record is from RefSeq and is a predicted model, not a curated record. NCBI's taxonomy places the organism in Eukaryota, Fungi, Ascomycota, Pichiomycetes, Serinales, Debaryomycetaceae. The transcript has a single exon. Gene Ontology annotation, cellular component: endoplasmic reticulum membrane. Bases 1 to 975 code for a protein of 324 amino acids.